UCUCUCUCCAGGCUGCCCUCGCUCUGCCUGUGCUCAGGCUUCAGCUGCUGCCCCCGCCUCCAUCGUCGUCGCCUCCGGGAGGCUAGAAUAAUGAGCUGAGCCGCAGUCACCGACGUUUCCAGCUCUGACUACAGUGUGUGGUGUGCUUCCCGAAGGGUACUUUGCCUUAAAAAAGAAAGAUGCAGUCUUCACAUGAUAAAAAAUUAGAAAAAUUGGACCCAUUUUAUAGACGUUCAGUAACCAAACAGAAGACCAGUGCAGAAAUCAUCAGUGAAGCACGAAAUGCACUAAGAACUGUUAGAACUCAAAGACCAUUUACACCACGUGAAGAUCAAAGAAAACUAUUUGGACCAGCAUCUUCAAGAACAGCAGAUAAUAGACCUCCUUCGUCUUUUAGCUUUGAAUCAUCUGAUUCAAGACCAAUUUCUGGUACGCGGCUCAGUCCACUAGAGCUUAAACCAAAAAUUCUUGCAUCUCUAUCUAAAGAAGAUGAAGCUUCUAUUUCCUUUCCUAAACCUCCAGUGGACCCCGUGAAGAUUAGAAGAGUAAGCAGUGCCCGUGCACGUUUAUUCAAGGCAUCCUCUCAGGGAAGUCUUCUUCCAGACAAAAUAUUUCAUCUUGAUGAGUCAAAGAAGAGACUGAAAUCUGAGGAAACUAUUAUCACAGGGGAUUCUUCAAUUAAAAUACAUGGAAUUUGCCUAACAGAAUUAAAUUCCAUUGGUCAUUUUAACAGCCAUAUACCUCAAAUAACCCAUGAUGGGGACCAAAAUGAAAUAAAUGAAAGAGAUAUUUUGAAAGCGACAGCAUUAUCAACACCAGUCCAUCUCAGAAGUGGAGGUGAUCCAAUGAAAAGACAUGCCAGGGCUUCGUCAUGUCCGGUCACUACUGACAAGAAAACAUUGGAAUCAAAAAAAGCAGUUUUAGAGAUUCCAAGGAACUUGGAAGAAAUUGAGAUUGACACAGAAACAGAAGAGGAAGAAGUCUUUUGGAGUACACGGAUCUUGCCAGUCUUACGUGAAUUAGAGAAGGAAGACAAUAUUGAAAAUUUUUGUGUGGCCUGCACCCAGCUUCAUCAGGCUUUAGAGGAAGGAAGCAUGCUUGGAAAAAGAUUUAAGAAAAGAAGUGUACUUCUGAAGACCUUAUAUAAACUGGUUGAUGUUGGUUCAGACUUGCUCAGCCUAAAACUUGCAAAAAUCAUUCUAGCUCUUAAAGUAAGUGGAAAAAAUCUUCUCAAUGUCUGCAAACUCAUAUUUAAAAUUAGCAGGAGUGAGAAGAAUGAUUCUCUCAUCCAAAAUGAUAGUAUUCUUGAUUCAUUGUUGGAGGUGCUAAAAGUAGAAGACCUUCAAACUAAUAAUGAGGCUUUUUUGUACUGCAUGGGGGCUAUUAAAUUCAUUUCUGGGAAUCCAAGAUUUCUUAAUGAAAUGAUCAGCAAAGGUGCUGUUGAAAUACUGUUACAGUUGAUGAGGCAGAUAAAUGAGAACAUGAGGAAAUGUGGGGCAUGUUCCUCCAAUUCAGGACACUUAUUAGUCCAGAUGACUGCCACCAUGAGAAAUUUGGUUGAUUUACCCAUGGCAAGAUGUAAAUUAUUGAACAACAAUGCCCUUCCAGUGUUCUGUGGAGUGAUGGAGCAGUAUGAAAAUGAUAAGGAUGUCUGCACCAAUGUUGCUAGAAUAUUAAGCAAACUUUCUUCCUAUCAUGACUGCUGUGCAGCCUUGGCUGACUAUUCCAGAUGUUAUGCCUUAUUUUUGAGCCUGAUAAACCAAUAUGAGAAGAAGCAGGAUUUAAUCGUUCGUAUUGUUUUCAUUCUUGGCAACCUAACAGCGAAAAAUAAUCAAGCCCGGGAACAGUUUUCUAAGGAGAAAGGUUGCAUCAAAACCCUUUUAUCAUUAUUCAAUACUUAUUAUGAAAUGGAUUUGAAUUCCAUGAAAGGAAUGGAUGAUGAAGAAGGAAAGAACAAGAAACAGAAGCAGCCUUCUGAGGUGGAAGAUGUACUUAUAAAAGUGAUCCGAGUGCUGGCCAAUAUCUCCAUUCACCCUAGUAUUGGGGCAACUUUGGCUGCGAACCAACAAGUAGUGGCAUUGCUCGUCACAACACUGGAAUAUAAAUCGAUUGAUGAAUGUGAGGAACUGGUAAUCAAUGCUACAGCAACAAUCAACAAUUUGUCAUUCUACCAAGUGAAGAAUUCCAUUAUUCAGGACCGAAAGCUGCGCAUUGCGGAAUUGCUCUUAAAGCUUCUAAUGAGCAGCAACAUGGAUGGGAUCCUGGAGGCUGUGCGUGUCUUUGGCAAUCUUUCCCAAUAUGAUGAGAUUUGUGACUUCAUUGUUCAGAAAAAUAUCUACAAAUUUAUGAUUGCAUUGCUGGAUGCCAAGCACCAGGAUGUUUGCUUUUCUGCCUGUGGAGUCCUUCUUAACCUCACUGUCGACAAAGACAAGCGUGUUAUCCUAAAAGAAGGGGGCGGAAUUAAAAAGUUAGUGGAUUGUUUAAGAGACUUUGGCCCUACAGAUUGGCAGCUGGCCUGCUUGGUUUGUAAAACAUUAUGGAAUUAUAGUGAAAAUGUCACGAAUCCUUCAUCAUGUUUUGGAGAUGAGGACACAAAUGCUCUCUUAGUCUUAUUGUCAUCAUUUUUAGAUGAAGAACUAGCCCUGGAUUAUAGUUUUGACAGAGACUUAAGAGAUUAUCACAAACUUUAUUGGGAGACAGAAUUCAAACCUGUGGCACAACAACUUCUUAAACGUAUUCAGAGCCAUCACACCUUCCUUGAACCUCUACCUAUUCCUUCUUUUUAAUAUGGUAAAAGCUGGUAGGUGAUUAACAAUAUAAAGAUGAAUUCAAGUCAGGCCUUAUUCACAAAAAGUAAUAAAUUCAAACACUUUUUCAUUAUUAAUAAAUACUGAAUAAUUCAUUUAUCAUCAGGUCCUUAGAGUAGACAAGUGCAAUGAGCAGCUCCCACUAUAAUUGAUUAUGAAAAAUGAAUGGAAGCUCUCAUAUACUUUCUACUCUAAAUUUAAGAUAACAUACUUUCAUUAUUUUUCUAAUGAAAUUAUUCUCUCUUCUGUUAAAAAUUUAAUAGUUCUAGUCUUUCAAAAUUCUUCUACAGUACACAUUCUGGAAUCUAAAUUCUUGACAAUUUAAUUUGUUCAUUAGUAAAUAAGAUGUGCAUUGUAGACUAGGCCCUUUAAAAUGCAUAUAGUAAUAAAAUGAAAAUAAUCCUUUUUUAAAAACCCUUACCUUACAUCUUAGAAUCAAUAACAAGUAUUGGUUCCAAGGUAGAAGAGCAGGAGGGCAGAGACAAAAUGGUGGCUUAGUAACAGCGAAAGCUGGAACCAUUCCAAGAAUCUUUCCACACCAAGGCAGAAGAGCAGUAAGGACUAGGCAGUUGGGGUCAAGUGACUUGCCGAGGUAGUCUAGCCUAGCUAGGAAAUGCAGCCACCAGGCUGUCCCAGAAAUACACUUUAAAUGAACAACUUGGCUUAUGCACACUUUAUCUGGUAUGAAUCCAUUUUCUGAUAGGGUGGCUUUUUUUUUUAAUGGAAUUUCAUGUUAGGAUUAAAACAAAGUUCAUUACAAAAAACUUUGGUUUUGCUAUUGCUCUGUCCACCUCACUAUCCAUAAUGGGGCUGAGUGAACAAAGCCAGCUCUUUUCCUUUUGGUUACUUUGUUUACUAACAUGCUGCUUUGUGUGGGACAGUUUGCUCUUUUACUAAAUGCUAAAAACAGAAGAACCAAGGCUAAUGGUUUUCUCUGUCUUCAUACUAACUAGUCAACAAUUCUGGCCAACAAAUGUCUCAGAAAUAGGAAAAAUUGCUUAAUCAAGUUACUUUGAAAAUUAAGUUUGAUAUUAGCCUUCUUUUUUUAAGUUAUUUUAUCCACGAUUCUAUCUCUUGCUAACAAAUUACCAGAGCAGUGGCCUAAUGAGCAGACUCAAGUUUGUACAGAGACAUCCUGUCCCAGACUAAACUGGAACAUGAGGCCUAUUAGAAGGAAACCCAGCUCCAAGGUUCCUCUAGAUAGGGAAGGGUCUCAGGACUGAAUGGGCUUUUUUGGAGUGUGAAGGAGAGGGGAAGUAUACUGGCCUUAAUUAUGGUUGACUUAUUAAUGAAAGAAUAUUUAGUCAGUGCAUGGCUCUACCAAUUAUUAGUCAGGUGACUUUGAGCAAGUCACAUUACCCUCUAGGUCGUAAAUUUCUUCAUCUAUUUUUUUUUUAAAGGAUGUAUGUGUAUAUGGUGGAGGUAGGUUAGACUAGAUUAUUUCUAGGAUCCCUUUAGCUAGCUAUUGAUUUGCUGUUCAGUACAACCUAUUCAUCAGAUUUUGAGCAUUACUGUACUCAACUAGGAUAAUUCAACCAGUUUGUCCCUUCUCAAACAUUCCAAAGGCCAAUGUUUUCACAUGAGGAAGUCUCCUGUAACAAAGGAGAACUAUUAAAACAGCAUAUAUUUUUCAGACCUUUUUUCCUCCAGUGAUAAGAUCUGGCUGUUCUUACAUAAUCAAUAUUUUACUGCUAAGAAUAUCUUCUGAGGAUCAUAUAUCUCAAGGGAAAAACCAUUAAACCCACGAGUGUUGUUGUUGUCAGGCUUGAAACACAGAGUAAGUACUCUGAGAGUAGAGAGUCCAUUUUUGCCCUCCUUUGAUUCUUUUCCCAUAUGCCAUUUACAGACAAACUUUUGACCAGAACCAUGAUGAUUCAGGAAAGCAUUUGUUUACCAGUUUGAUUUAUUUUCAGUCAUCUUUUGGUAAUGUCUACACAACUGGAAGAAUUAUCAAUUCCCUUGGGAUUUAAAUUGGCUUAGUUAAAACAGGGACUGUCAUUGCCCUUCACACUGAAAAGUUUAAUUUAGUCACCCGGUUUUGGCCUUAUGACAAAUGGAAAAUUAAGAGAUUUUCUUAUCUCUUUUCCUGAAAAACCUCAGAAAUGGUCUUUCCAUGGUUACAUUGGAAGAAAACCCUUUUUUGUGUUCAGAAUAUUCUCUAGGGUUGAAAGCUGUUUUUCCCUUUCCCAGUUUUGUCUGGUAACUAUUAGAUUACAGUAACAUUAGAAAUCCAGUGUUUAGUUUGGGGAAAACUAUUACUGUGUAACAGGAAGCACCUGGGACAGUUGUUUUUUGUUUUAAAAUCUUAUAUUGCACACUGUUCAGGUAAUGAAUAUGUGUUUUAGAUUAAUGGUGAAAUAGUGAAAUUCAGAUAUCGUCAGUUUUUCAAAUAAGAUGCUUAAAGGGAAGUGGACAAAGAUUGCAGUUGAUCCUCCAUUAUUCAGCCUUGUGUUCUUUUGUGGAAUGAGCUAAAGCCCCUGAAUGCUUGGACUUUUCACAAGUCAUUUUUGGGGGUAGCCGUGGGGUGAGGUGAGAAUAGCACAAGGCAAGGAACAUAAAAUCAUAAAAUCUGGUGAAAGACUAACUCAUUUGUCUCACCACAGAUGUUUCACUUGCAAUUGCCACAUAGCCAAUUUAAAGAAGGUUAAGUGGGCAGGAUCUGCCAAAAAUAGGCUUCCUUAGAAACAAGGGAUGUUUCUGCUGAUAAAUGUAAAAGACUGAUCACUACACUUAAAUCUUAAAACCUAAUUCUCUGACAAUAUACCUGUAUGUUUUUUACUGUUUUUGUUUUCUUUACAUUUUGAGUCAUCAAUGUAUUUUCCUAAUUUAAUCUAUUUCUUUCUUUCUGACAUCUAGAGUGUAAGUUCCAUUGAGGGCAGGGACAUCUGUCCCAGACAAAACUGCACUCCUAUAUAGGAACUCUCUGAACAUGAAAUAGUUGUUUCUUGAUGGAGGGCUACGAUUUAACUGAAUUUCAACUCUGUUGCACAGCUCUGAUUGAUGUUGGCUUUAUUUUUGUUCCUAACAGUUUUAUUUUUUAGCUUUUAAAAAUAUAUUGCAACCGAAGGUUCAUUUCAUACAACCCAAGAAUAAUUUCCAAAGAAAGAAUUUUGCCAUCAUCAAAAAGGUGCACGCAUCUCUCAUUUCACUAGAAUGGCUGCAGUUCUUUUAAUCCAGGCCUGCUUUACUACUAUCAGAGAGGAAAAAUUCAUCUGCAACUGGCUGUUUAGUGGAUGUGUUCAUGGUGCCACAGAAGCAGUAAUCUCAUUUACCAUAUUGAAAGACUCAGAACAAUGGGUUUAAGGAAAUGAAAUGUGAAAAAUAAAAUGUCAGUGCCCACUGUAUCAAGUAGUUCUCAAACUCCUUUGCCUGGCAAUCAAGCUCCUCAAUCAAUAUAGCCCCAGUCUUGUUUUCUAUUCUCACUUCUCUUCACAUAUAUACUCUGUGCUCCAGCUCAAGGUGGGCUCUGCUUCUCCUUCCAUUUCUUUUUCCCUUCUGCAAUCCUGUCCUCCCUUUAAAGUCCAUAUUCCUUCCAGACCUAGAAAGCACUUUGUUUUUGCAAUUCGAUGCACAUAUGUAAUAUGUAUAUGUUCUGUGUUUGUGUCUUAUCCCGGUAUUAGACUGUAAGCUCCAAGAGAGAGCAGGGACUAUGUCAACUCCACUUUGUACUUUUCCUAGCAAAGUGCUCUGCACACAGUGGGUAUUUAAUACAAUUCUGUUGAAAGAAUGAACAAAUAAAGUGAGAUAAAAAUGGAGAAAAAAAA
Monodelphis domestica (gray short-tailed opossum) is the source of this 6571-nucleotide messenger RNA. NCBI's taxonomy places the organism in Eukaryota, Metazoa, Chordata, Mammalia, Didelphimorphia, Didelphidae. The record is from RefSeq and is a predicted model, not a curated record.